This is a messenger RNA of Chaetomium strumarium, 1182 nucleotides long. RefSeq lists its product as uncharacterized. Gene Ontology annotation, cellular component: nucleus. The transcript is spliced from 4 exons. Gene Ontology annotation, molecular function: DNA-(apurinic or apyrimidinic site) endonuclease activity; damaged DNA binding; zinc ion binding. Lineage: Eukaryota; Fungi; Ascomycota; Sordariomycetes; Sordariales; Chaetomiaceae. Gene Ontology annotation, biological process: base-excision repair. The coding region runs from base 1 to 1182 and encodes 393 amino acids. The record is from RefSeq and is a predicted model, not a curated record.
AUGCCUGAGAUCGCCGAAAUCGCCCGCAUUGUGCAUUAUCUGCGCCUGCACCUGGUCGGAAAGAGGAUCAAGCAGGUCGAAGCGGUAGAAGACAACAAUGUGUUUGGCAAAGUAGGAACUACCGGAGCAAAGGUCGCUCUAGCCUUGACUGGCAAAAAGGUCGUCUCCGCAGGGCAGCAGGGCAAAUACUUCUGGCUUGUUCUCGAUCAACCUCCCCAUCCGGUAAUGCACUUUGGCAUGACAGGUUGGAUCCACAUCAGGAAUGAUCGGACAGCCUACACCAACUAUUACAAGAAGAUGAAACCUGAAGAAAUGGACGCUUGGCCACCAAAGUACUGGAAGUUCCACCUGCGAACGGAAGAUCCAGCGGUCGAGGUCGCUUUCACUGACCCAAGGCGCUUCGGCCGCGUUCGGCUGGUGGAUUGCCCCGGCGAGAGUAUCAGAAAGUACUCGCCCCUCGUCGAGAAUGGGCCUGAUCCGGUUGUCGAUGCCGAUGUAUUCACCGAGGAGUAUCUCCGAGACAAGAUGCGGUCGAGACAUGUUCCCAUCAAGGCCCUCAUCCUUGAUCAGACCGUCAUUAGCGGGGUGGGUAAUUGGGUCGGGGAUGAAGUCCUCUACCAAGCCAAACUUCAUCCCGAACAAUACUGCGACGACUUCAAUGACGAACAGAUCAAACAACUCUAUGAAUCCAUCCGUCACGUAUGCCAGUUUGCCGUCGAUAAGCUCGGGGAUAGUGACCAGUUCCCAAACUCGUGGCUCUUUCAUUAUCGGUGGGACAAAGGCAAAAAGGGAGCUCACGGUCACCUUCCCAGCGGCGAAAGGCUGGCCUUUCUCACGGUUGGCGGAAGGACGAGCUGUUAUGUGCCUGAUGUGCAGAAGAAGAGCGGCCGUAUCGUGGCAGGGGUGAAGGAGGAGCUUCUCGAAUCUGACCAGGAAGAUUCAAAGCCUAAGAAGGCGGCGAAGUCAAAGUCUAUCAAGACCGAGGGUGAGGCGCCUCAGAACAAGAUGAAAAGGAAGGCGGAGGAAGAGGAGCAGCCAUCAAAGAAGAGCAAAGCUGCUCCCAAGAAGGCACCAACAUCGCGCGGGUCGAAGACAGCCAAUGCAGAAGAGACCACCGCGGUCGAUAACGAGGCUGACUCUGGCAGGCGGCGCUCUGGGAGGUUGCAAAAGAAGGCUACCUGA